CGGUAACCGGAUGGAGGCUAGACCUGACGAGAACCUGUAGUUACAGCCACGUCUACAGAUAUAUAUAUUGGUGGACAUCAGAUCAGACUGAUUACGGUAGUCGAGACGAGUCUCUCAUAUCAGUCAGACGUCCACCCUUCCCCCUGUUUACCUUAACUAAGAAACAAUGGUGUUCGGGACAACAGUAGCAGCAGUGCUUGGUGGCACGGCAGCCGUCGUUGGAGCACCCGUUGUACUUGCCGGCAUCGGUUUCACUGGAGCAGGAAUAGCAGUUGGAUCUUAUGCGGCCUCUAUGAUGUCUGCAGCAGCCGUUGCCAAUGGUGGAGCUGUGGCGGCAGGGUCGACAGUUGCUGUGCUACAGGCUGCCGGCAUGGCAGGCGUUCCAGCAGCUGUAAAUGCAGUACUUGGAGUUUCGGGUGCAACUGUGGGUGCUGUUGUAGCUGCCAUACUGUAACUGAAUUUCAGUAGCUGUAAUCUUUAUUUGAAUACAGAUAGAUUUGAAUUAACACUAAUUGUAACCUGUUGGAUUUGAAUUAGUUCACUUUAUUUGAAUAAAGAUAUAGAUUAAACACAUUGUAUCCUGAUAGAUAUGAUUUAGUACUGAAACCAUCUGUUUUUUUCUUUUAGCCAAUGCUUCAGAAUUCUGUGAAACCAUUGUAUCAUGUAUUAUAAUAAGUUUGAAAAUAAGUUCGAAAUAAUGUGAAUAAAAUUUUAAAAUGU
Molecule: messenger RNA, 720 nt
Organism: Macrobrachium nipponense
Lineage: Eukaryota; Metazoa; Arthropoda; Malacostraca; Decapoda; Palaemonidae
Product: interferon alpha-inducible protein 27-like protein 2A
Exons: 4
Coding region: 167-454 (95 amino acids)
Biological process (GO): apoptotic signaling pathway
Cellular component (GO): mitochondrion; membrane
Source: RefSeq, a predicted model, not a curated record